AACUCAUUUGUGGUCACUCUAUCCAAAUCUAACAAACACUUGUUGACUCGCUCUAUAAAAACUACACGCUCACGCUACCCACACUUCACUCAUUUACCUUCACAAUAAUGGGCUCAGAGAAAAAGAAGCUCCGCCAAGACGAACCAAAAACACCGCCCAAGCUCUCUCUACUAACAAUUUCUCGGGGGAGCAUGCUGCCGGAUUUGCCUACUCCACCACCACGGACGGCGGUGUCUGUUCCGUUCGAGUGGGAGGAGGCACCGGGGAGGCCUAGGCCCUGCCACAGCGGAUCCAGGCCCAAGGGUAAUGAUGACGUGGCAAGAACCUUGGAACUGCCUCCGAGGUUGGUUUUGUUGGAGGGCAAGGAUUCGUCGCCGACAACCGUGCUGGACGGACCUUAUGUUGGACGCGCCAUGUCUUUUACGACGUCGUGUAGGCCCUCGAAGGACACGUGGAAUGCCAAUUUCGCGUCUAACAGGUGGAGCGCGUUGAAGAAAAACGAGCCAGAGGAGGGUAGUUUUGGCUUUUCUAGUUCAACUGUGGAGGGAACUGGCAAGGUGAAGAUCACAAGGGUUAGAAGAAAAGGAAGCUUUUCGAGUCUUUCCCACAGAAGUUCACACGUGUGGGUAUGUAAGCAUUUGUGAAACAUUUAAGCAAGUGGUACCCUGGAAGCGCAGGAAAGAAAAGCAGGGAAAAUGGAUGCCCCAAUUCGACAGCAUUUGAUCUUUGACCAAUGCAACGUUAGACUCUUCUAUCAUGCCAUUGCCCUACGGUGGGUGAAAAAAUAGAAGAGAGUAGUAACAAUGUGUAUAAUGAUUGAAGUUAGAUUUUUAAAAAUGCUAUUGCCCCUA
Messenger RNA from Vigna angularis (adzuki bean), 851 nucleotides. RefSeq lists its product as uncharacterized. The transcript has 2 exons. NCBI's taxonomy places the organism in Eukaryota, Viridiplantae, Streptophyta, Magnoliopsida, Fabales, Fabaceae. The coding region runs from base 108 to 644 and encodes 178 amino acids. The record is from RefSeq and is a predicted model, not a curated record.